Molecule: messenger RNA, 865 nt
Organism: Spodoptera exigua (beet armyworm)
Lineage: Eukaryota; Metazoa; Arthropoda; Insecta; Lepidoptera; Noctuidae
Source: the annotation of a GenBank genome assembly
AAACGUUAACGUUGCGUAGUGUUCGUGUGUUUAGCGUCGGCCCCACUCAGUGAUGUUCGCCAUGUCGCGUUCCGUGGCCGGAUUUGCAUUAUAUUUCUAUCUUUGUACCGUCUCAGGUCAGCAGUAUCCCGUCUAUCGCUUGAAAGGUACUCCAACUGACCCAAGCAUUGCUAUCGGUGUUAUAUCUGGCGGCUACUACCCACCUGGCAGUUUCAGUAUUGGUCAUGGAGAUGACAGUGAAAAUGGAGAUGGAGGGCCAGGAGCUGAUUAUGGUGUGAAGAAUGGAGACAGAGGAAAUGGACAAUUUUAUCCCAAUGGAAACACAAGGCCUACACAGACUGAAGGUGGUUAUGUUCACGGUCAAAACGAUAUCAAUAAUUAUGGUGUACAAACUGGUCAGAAUCCUCCCAGAGAUUACAAUGUACCACUCCAGAAUCCCGGACGGAAGCCAACCCAUCCUUACGAUGAUGUUUACUAUCAAAACAACAAUGUGCCCGUCAGGAAUUCGGCACCAAGAAACAGAUUUUUCCCACGUAUCUUAGAUUAUAUUUUUAGUUUUUUUGGAUAGUUCCUUCUAUUUUCGGUGUCUCGUAUUUUUUGGAACAUGAUGAAGAUUAUGUGUUCCCUUAUUAAAACAGCACAUUUAGUCAGUAUUGAGACUUAUCAAAAGUCACGCAUGUACUCGUAUACUAAUGUCUUGUGUGAGCGAGAUGACAGUAAGCUAAAAGUGAUAGUGAGUGAAUAAGACAACACAAGAUAUCCCGUUGUUGUUAUACUCGUAUUUGAACAAUUAAUGUUUCCUUCCAAUUUUUUGUUACUGUGUGGUGUUGAACCUGAUAAUUUCUUUUUGUUUGUUUUUGGCUCC